AUGUUUCAGAGGAGAACGAGCGACACCGGGGGCAGGACGCGGAGACCAGGACCUCUAGAAACCGGGUUCCCUGCAGACCUCAAGAGGUUUACGGUUGUUCAAGAAGAGGUUCUCCCUGAGCAGCAGGUCUGGAGCACCAGUCUGGACCAGGAGGACCCAGAGCCCCCUCAUGUCAAAGAGGACCAGGAGGACCCAGAGCCCCCUCACAUUAAAGAGGACCAGGAGGACCCAGAGCCCCAUCACAUCAAAGAGGACCAGGAGGACCCAGAGCCCCAUCACAUCAAAGAGGACCAGGAGGACCCAGAGCCCCCUCAUGUCAAAGAGGACCAGGAGGACCCAGAGCCCCCUCAUGUCAAAGAGGACCAGGAGGACCCAGAGCCCCCUCAUGUCAAAGAGGACCAGGAGGACCCAGAGCCCCCUCAUGUCAAAGAGGACCAGGAGGACCCAGAGCCCCCUCAUGUCAAAGAGGACCAGGAGGACCCAGAGCCCCCUCAUGUCAAAGAGGACCAGGAGGACCCAGAGCCCCCUCAUGUCAAAGAGGACCAGGAGGACCCAGAGCCCCCCCACAUCAAAGAGGACCAGGAGGACCCAGAGCCCCCUCAUGUCAAAGAGGAGCAGGAGGACCCAGAGCCCCCCCACAUUAAAGAGGACCAGGAGGACCCAGAGCCUCCACACAUUAAAGAGGACCAGGAGGACCCAGAGCCCCCUCAUGUCAAAGAGGACCAGGAGGACCCAGAGCCCCCUCAUGUCAAAGAGGACCAGGAGGACCCAGAGCCCCCUCAUGUCAAAGAGGACCAGGAGGACCCAGAGCCCCCUCAUGUCAAAGAGGACCAGGAGGACCCAGAGCCCCCUCAUGUCAAAGAGGACCAGGAGGACCCAGAGCCCCCUCAUGUCAAAGAGGACCAGGAGGACCCAGAGCCCCUCAUGUCAAAGAGGACCUCUGGACCAAUCAGGAGGGAGCGCAGCUUCAAGGUCUGGAGGAGGCUGGUAUCAGGUUCUCAUUCACUCCUGUGAAGAGUGAAGAUGAUGAAGAGGAAGCUCAGUCCUCUUAUCUUCAUCAAAGACUAACUGAACACAUGGAAACAGAAGCUGCUGUAGAGGACUGUGGAGGACCAGAACCAGACAGGAAGUCAGGACCACAUCGACCUCCAGGACCAGAUAAAAGGUCUCACUCCUCUGAGACUGGAGACAGUGAUGAUGGUCUGAAGCUCUGCUGGGGAACCGGGUCCGGUAACAGAACCUCCAGCUGCUCCGAGGAGAACAUCAGGAGCCGAGACGGAACCUUCACCUGCCAGUUUUGCGGUAAAACAUUUUCAAAGUCCUCAAAUUUGACGCGUCACCUGAGGGUUCACACGGGGGAGAAACCCUUCAGCUGCUCCGUCUGCACCACCAGCUUCUCCCUGCGCAGCACCUUGGUGCACCACAUGAGGGUCCACAACGGGGAGAAACCCCUCGGCUGCUCCGUCUGUGGCAGGAGGUUCUCAAAAAAGACCAACCUGACCGCGCACGUGGUGGUCCACACGGAGGAGAGACCCUUCAGGUGCAGCGUCUGUGACAAGAGGUUCACGUGGUCCUCGCAGGUCAAGAACCACAAGUGUAGGAGCCAGAGCUUCGGCUUCCAGGACUGAGCUCACACAGCGGGUACUGGCUGCCCCCGGUGGUGGACUUCUGAACUGCCAUGCAAGAAUAGUCACGGGAUGGAGACUGAGGAACUCCCUUCAACCACAGGACCUUUCUUCAGGGACGAGGAAUGUUUUUGAGGGACUCGUGUUUCGAUAUCAGGGUUUCCUGCUUCAGUGCUUUAUGAAGACAACAUCGAUAUUUCUCGAACAGGCUACCAUCACAAAUUCAGUAUUUGUUUUGGAAGCUUGAGGGCAGAGGAUCGGACCCCAG
Molecule: messenger RNA, 1893 nt
Organism: Pseudoliparis swirei
Lineage: Eukaryota; Metazoa; Chordata; Actinopteri; Perciformes; Liparidae
Exons: 4
Coding region: 1-1014 (337 amino acids)
Source: RefSeq, a predicted model, not a curated record